This is a messenger RNA of Eucalyptus grandis, 956 nucleotides long. RefSeq lists its product as uncharacterized. The record is from RefSeq and is a predicted model, not a curated record. The transcript has 3 exons. Bases 168 to 743 code for a protein of 191 amino acids. Lineage: Eukaryota; Viridiplantae; Streptophyta; Magnoliopsida; Myrtales; Myrtaceae.
UGCUUUCGGGCCUUUUCAGGACGCUCUCCCUUCUCAAGCUCCGCAGUUCACACUUUCCGCACUUCACUUCUCAGCAUCUGAUCUUCAGCUUCGGCUCCCUCUCUCACUUCCUGCUGGGCUAGGCCAGAUCUUCUCUCGCUUCUAGAGAGAGAGAGAGAGAGAGAGAGAUGGGGGAAGCGAGGGGCAACUCUCUGGUGUACCUUCUGCUGAUAGUUCUUGGCCUGGUUGCCUUCGGGUUCGCCAUUGCGGCCGAGAGACGGAGAAGCACUGGAAAGAUAUUUGAGGAUGAGCGAAUGAAUGCCACAUAUUGUGUGUACAACUCUGAUGUUGCUACUGGCUAUGGGGUCGGCGGUUUCUUGUUUCUUUUAACAAGCGAAUCUCUGCUGAUGGGCGUGACAAAGUGCAUGUGUUUUGGAAGACCCUUAAACCCAGGAGAGCAUCGUGCGUGGUCCAUCAUAUAUUUUGUUUCUUCAUGGGUAACAUUUCUCGUAGCAGAAGCAUGCUUGAUUGCAGGGGCAACUAAAAAUGCCUAUCACACCAAGUACCGGGGGGUGAUAUAUGCCCAGAAUGUCUCCUGCGAGGCAUUGAGGAAAGGCGUCUUCAUUGCUGGAGCUGUGUUUGUAGUAGUGUCGAUGAUUCUCAAUAUUUAUUACUACAUGUACUUCACCAAGGCCGUUACGACUCCGCCAAGCCACAAAGCGAAGCGCACGAGCUCUGAUAUAGGAAUGGCUGGCUACGCAUGACUUCUCCGACUCAAAAGAAAUUAUCUAGUUUUUAGAUUUUGCUUCCUUGAUGUGAGUAAUGCCUCUGGGAUUGUUCCAUCUCAAAUGUAUUGACCGAUAUUGCUUCUCUAUUAUACUGGUAUGUCCAAAAAGAGCCUGCUCUUUUCAAUCGUACUCAGGAAAUUCUGUUAACUUGCUUUGUUUAUUAAAAAAGAGAACACUAGUGAGCAAAAA